AUGUACUACAAGUUUAGCGGCUUCACGCAGAAUUUGGUGGGGGCAUGGGCUUCCCAUGCCUAUAGCCCGCAGGGAUUAAAGCCUGUGGUUUCCACAGAAGCACCGCCUAUCAUAUUUGCCACACCAACUAAGCUGACUUCCGAUUACCCUCCAUAUGACUAUGCUGGGAAAAACAAAGUUCCGGAGCUACAGAAGUUUUUCCAGAAAUCUGAUGGUGUGCCCAUCCACCUGAAACGAGGCCUGCCUGACCAAAUGCUUUACCGGACCACCAUGGCACUGACGGUGGGAGGGACCAUCUACUGCCUCAUCGCCCUCUACAUGGCUUCCCAGCCCAGAAAUAAAUGA
Pipistrellus nathusii (Nathusius's pipistrelle) is the source of this 345-nucleotide messenger RNA. The record is from the annotation of a GenBank genome assembly. Lineage: Eukaryota; Metazoa; Chordata; Mammalia; Chiroptera; Vespertilionidae.